Molecule: messenger RNA, 21717 nt
Organism: Larimichthys crocea (large yellow croaker)
Lineage: Eukaryota; Metazoa; Chordata; Actinopteri; Sciaenidae
Gene: obscnb
Product: obscurin, cytoskeletal calmodulin and titin-interacting RhoGEF b
Exons: 82
Coding region: 264-19397 (6377 amino acids)
Molecular function (GO): guanyl-nucleotide exchange factor activity; protein binding
Source: RefSeq, a predicted model, not a curated record
AGAAAGAAAAAAUAAGUCUAGUCUACCGCCCACCGUAGCAGACUGGGGGAUGUUCCACCAUCCUGGAUUUACAAUCAUUUCAAGGAUAUUUGAGCACAAAGAAGACUUUUUUUUUAGGGGGGGAUUUCUAAAACACUGAUAUUGGAUUAUAUAAACCAUCAUCCGGAAAUCUUUGACGGCCAACUGACUGUGUGAGCCCACAUGAUUCAGCGUUCACCGUUUUACCUGUGAGGUUGAAGACUCAAGGUGAAAAAGAACAAACCAUGGAUCCAAACUUGUUUGGAGGAGUGCCCAGGUUUCUCACUCGCCCAAAGGCGUUCUCGAUGUGCGUAGGGAAGGAUGCCACACUGAGCUGCACUAUCAUGGGCAGCCCCACCCCGCUGAUCACCUGGGAAAAGGAUAAACUGAGGCUGACAUCAGGAGGACGCUUCAAGGCCGUGGAGGAUGGAAAUGUGUACCGCCUGACCAUCUAUGAUUUAACACUGGAGGACAGUGGCCAGUACAUGUGCCGGGCCAAAAACAGUGUUGGGGAAGCUUAUGCUGCUGUAACCCUGAAUGUGGCCCUGCCAACAGAGAUGGCUCAGAGGGCCCCUGUUUUCCUGGUUAAGCCUACCUCUACACGUGUAGUUUUGGGAGGUGAUGUUGUUUUUCUCUGCCAGGUUGCAGCUUUUCCUCAAGCCAACUUUGAUUGGGAGAAAGAUGGGCGCUACUUGGGGGAGUCUAACCGCGUCAAGAUUGUUUCCAACACUGACAGCAGCACCUUAAAGAUCCAAAGUGUACGUAACCUGGACAGCGGCACCUACACCUGCAGGGCCAAAAACACUGUCGGCCGCGCACACGCUGCAGCAGCUCUUGUUGUAGAAGCCCAGGAUUCCCGUCACCUUACUGUAGACAAGAACACCUCCCUCCUUUCUCACCUGCAAAAGCGCAAAGAGGAAAUGAAGAAAGACAUCUCUAUCUAUCGCGCAGAAGAAAGCAGCUCCUCUGUUUCUUCUUCCUCCACAGCCAACAUAAGAGAUGGUCUGAGUCUGGAACAUGAGCUGAGGGCAUCAGUGCUGGCAAGGCUGCCCAAAGGUGUGUUCACCCGUACCUGCACGGUGACUGAAGGCAAGCAUGCUAAGCUCAGUUGCUUUGUGACGGGUCACCCUAAGCCCCACAUCAUCUGGAGGAAGGAUGGAAUAAACAUCAGCGAGGGCCGCAGGCAUGUCAUUUAUGAGGACCAAGCUGAGAACUUCAUCCUCAAGAUCCUGUACUGCAGGCAGAGCGAUAAUGGUCUCUACACCUGCAAUGCAACCAAUAUGGCUGGGCAGACCUACAGUGCUGUGUUGGUAACAGUGAAAGAGCCUAAGGUGCCAUUCAAGAAGAAGCUGCAGGAUGUGGAGGUACAGGAGAAAGCAUCAGCCACAAUGAUGUGUGAGGUGCCACUUAGUGCCACUCAGGCAAGCUGGUUCAUGGAGGAGACGAGGCUGGAGCAAAAUGUGAAAUAUCGCAUGGAGGAGGACGGCACCCUACGUCGUCUCACCAUACACAAUGUCACCACCAACGACGACGGUGUUUAUAUCUGCGAGAUGCAAGAAGGCAGUCGAACUGUGGCUGAGCUCACAGUCCUGGGCAACAUUACUAAGAAACUGCCCCGGAGGACAGUAGUUCCUGUCAGCGACACUGUCAUCUUCUGUGUGGAGCUGGAGCAUCCCUGCUCAGAUGCCUACUGGACCCGAAAUGGCGAGAAGCUGAAGGAAGAUAAACGUAUUUCCAUUGCCUGUGUGCUCAGACAGUACACACUCACAAUAAGAGGUUGUCAGGCAGAUGACUCAGGAGAAGUGGCCUUUGUGGCUGGAGACUGCAAGACCUCCACUCGAUUCUCUGUCACUGCCGCAAGGAAGCAUCCCCCCGAUCCCCCAGUCGAUGCUGUGGUGCAGAACAAGACUGAAUCAACCAUUACCAUUCAGUGGUCCCCUCCUGACAGCGACCGCCCUGUGCCCAUCAAGGGCUACAGUGUAGAGAGGAGGAAGAUUGGUGCUCAAGCAUGGCAGAGGUGCAAUGCUGGAGAAACCAUUGUGUCAACAGAGAUCACCAUCUCCAACUUCAUAGAAGAAGCCAGCUACCAAUUCCGUAUCUGUGCUAUGAACGACUUUGGCCAGAGUCCCUACCUGGAAGUGCCUGGAAGCUUCUACCUGGAACCUUCUGCUGAAAUCAGGAAAGGUCUGACGAACAGCACUGCAAUCAUUGGAGAAGAGUUCUCUAUCUCCGUGGAGCUGUCUGCUGUUUGUUCUGGCUUCUGGUCUCUAAAAGGCCGCCUCCUGCGCAGUGGAUCUGACUUCCUCAUCACCAGGUCCAAGAACAUACACACUCUGCUCAUCCGUUUUGUGACCAUAGAAAUGAAUGGAGCUGAGGUCAAGUUUGUGGGUGGAGGCUCACAAAGCAGUUGCAUCCUGUCAGUGAAAGCUGCCUCUGUUAGGUUCACCAACAAGUCAGAUCAGCUGGAGGUGGUGACCUGCAGCGCCCAAGACACUGCUCAGCUGACUGCUGAGGUGUCGGAUUACGAUGCGCAGGUGGUUUGGAUGAGGAACGGGCGGGAGGUGAAGAUAGGAAAGAAGUAUGAAUAUGUGAUCACUGACCGCAAGAGGAUCCUGAUGAUACACAAUGUAACAGAGGAAGAUGUUGGCAUCUACGAGUGUGUUUUAGCUGAUGACAAAAUGCCCCUGAAACUCGCUCUUAAAGAUGAACCUGCCAAGUUUCUGAACAAAGCCAGAGGUACCGUGGGAAUGUCAUCGAGCCUUAAAGGAGAUCUUGAGCUGACCUGUGAGGUAUCUCCUGCCAGCGCGCCCGUUGUGUGGAGAAAAGAUCAAGUGGAGAUCACUGAGGACCAAAGAUGUACCAUCAUCUCCAAAGGGACUCAAAGAAAGCUCAUCAUCAAGGGUGCCAAGAAAAGUGACGAAGGGCAUUAUUCCUGUGAGACAGCAGCAGACAAAGCCACAUUCCAGGUCAAGAUAAAAGAAUCUCAAGCCCUAGCUGCCUUCUCCAACAAGGAGUCAGUCCAGAAGCAGGUGAAAGCUAUUCUCUCCCAGAAAGCCACUCUUAGUUGCACUGUUUUGGAUAGCAAGACAGAAGUGAAAUGGUAUAAAGAUGGCAAGUUGUUGGUAUCCAGUCGGACUAUAUACUCAGAAGCAAAAGACUGUACCCGUCAGCUGGUGUUUGAAAAGGUGGAGAAGAGCGAUGCUGGAGAGUAUACAUGCGAAGCUGGAGUGGAUAGGCUGGUCUACAAUAUAUCUGUGACAGAGGCCCAGGCAGCAUUCUUCAACAAGGAGUCAGUCCAGAGAGAAGUGAAAGCUAUUCUCUCCCAGAAAGCCACUCUGAGCUGUGAGGUUUCUGAUACCAAGACAGAAGUGAAAUGGAUCAAGGAUGGCAAGCUGCUGACUUCCAGCAGGACAAUCCAUACUGAGUCAAAGGGCAAGAGUCGCCAGCUGGUUAUAGACAGUGUGGAGAAGAAAGAUGCUGGAGAGUACAUCUGUGAGGUUGGGACUGAGAAGCUGGUCUUCAAACUACAGGUGGCAGACGCACAGGUCCAGUCUGGAUUCUCUAACAAAGAGUCUGUCCAGAGGGAAGUUAAAGCCACUCUCUCCCAGAAAGCCUCGCUGAGCUGUGAGGUAGCCGAUACCAAGACAGAGGUGAAAUGGUACAAGGAAGGCAAACUGCUGACCACCAGCAAGACAAUACAUAUGGAGUCAAAGGGCAAGAGUCGGCAGCUGGUGAUCGACAGUGUGGAAAAGAAGGAUGCUGGAGAGUACAUCUGUGAGGCUGGGGCUGAGAAGCUGGUCUUUAAAAUAUAUGUGGAAGUUACUUCUACAGAAGUCUGGGCUAAAUCCGCUUUCCUCAACAAAGAGUCUGUCCAGAGGGAAGUUAAAGCUACUCUCUCCCAGAAAGCCAUCCUGAGCUGUGAGGUAGUUGAUAACAAGACAGAGGUAAAAUGGUACAAGGAUGGCAAACUGCUGAGUUUCAGCAGAGCAGUCCGCAUGGAGUCAAAGGGCAAGAUCCGUCAACUGGUGAUUGACAGCAUAGAGAAGAAAGAUGCUGGAGAAUAUGCCUGUGAAGUCGGAACUGAAAGAUUGGCAUUUCAAGUGCAGGUGACAGAGACUCAACUCAAGUCAGCCUUCUCGAACAAGGAGUCCGUCCAGAAGGAGGUGAAAGCCACUCUUUUACAGAAAGCCACCAUAAGCUGUGAGGUAACUGAUAUCAAGACAGAGGUGAAAUGGUACAAAGAUGGCAAGCUGAUCACUUCCAGCAAGACAAUCCGUACUGAGUCAAAGGGCAAGAGUCGCCAACUGGUGAUCGACAGUGUGGAGAAGAAGGAUGCUGGACAGUACACCUGUGAGGUUGGAACUGAGAAGCUGGCUUUUAAGAUGCACGUGGCAGAAGCUCCAGCUGCCUUCUUCAACAAGGAGUCUGUCCAGAAGGAGGUGAAAGCCACUCUCUCCCAGAAAGCCACCCUGAGCUGUGAGGUUUCGGAUUCUAAGACAGAAGUGAAAUGGUACAAAGACGGCAAGCUGUUGACUUCCAGCAAAGCAGUCCACAUGGAGUCAAAGGGCAAGAGUCGUGAGCUGGUGAUCGAAAAAAUGGAGAAAAAAGAUGCUGGAGAAUACACAUGUGAGGUUGGGACGGAGAAGCUGGUAUUUAAGCUGCAGGUGACAGAUGUAGCUGUGAAGUUCCAGAAGAAAACUGUCAAGGAAACAUGUGUUGUUCAAGCAGGUGAAAACAUUGUUUUGACCACUGAACUGACUGCAGAAAGUGGUAGUGUGAAAUGGUUCAGAGAUGGUGUAGAGGUCAAGGAGAGCAGCAAGUAUGAAAUGAAAAAAGAUGGCCUUUCUCGGACCCUGAUAGUAAAAUCCACUGGAUCCAAAGACAGUGGAACAUACUCCUGUCAAACUGCUGAUGACAAACUGGAGUUUAAAGUUCAAGUCAAAGAUUCAGCUUUGAAGUUUGUCGUACCUUUGAAACCUGCUUCAGUGGAGUUGGGAGGUACACUGAGUCUGGUGUGUGAACUGAAUCAAGCCUCAGGGGAUGUUGUCUGGCAGCGUGAUGGUCGCGAGAUUAAACCUGGAGGCAGGAACUGUGUGAAGACAGAUGGUGCUAAGCGGGUUCUCACUGUGACUGGUGUGACUAAAGAAGAUGAAGGAGAAUACAGCUGUGAAUGUAGAAAUGACAAGACCUCUGCUAAAGUCACCUCAAAGGCACCCAGACUAGUGCGACUGACCACCAAACUGAACAAUGUGGCUGCAAUGGAGGGAAAAGACGCUAUUUUCAAGUGUGCUGUCACCCCAGCGGACGCCAUCGUGAGAUGGUUCCACAACAGUAUACCUAUCACUGCUGGCCCUAAGUAUAAGAUUGAGCAUGGUGGCCAGAGUCACGCACUCACCAUCACCUCUGUCACCCAGAAAGAUGCUGGAGAGAUCAGUGUUGAUGCAGAAGGCAAAAUCUGUAAAGCCACCCUUCAAGUGCAACAUGAGCCUGUGACAUUUAAGACAAAGUUAGAAAAUCUGACAGUGGAGGAGCAGAGUGAAGUGAAGCUGGAAGUGGAGCUCAGUAAGCCGUCAGAUGAAGUGAGGUGGAUGAAGAACAGCGUAGUCUUGCAGCCUGCAGGAAACAUGGAAAUUCGGGUAAAUGGAGCUAAGCAGGCUCUGGUCUUCAAGAGUGUGACACAAGCUGACCGGGGCGUCUACUCCUGUGAAACUCUGGAUGACAAAACCCAGGCCAAACUCAACGUGGAGAUGAAGAAGAUCCAGGUAAUAAAAGGCCUAACAGAAACCAAGGCACAUGAGACAGAGACAGUAACUCUUGAGGUAGAACUCAGCCAGGCUGAUGUUGAAGGCUCCUGGACCAGAGAUGGGACCAAGUUAAAGCCAGGGGCAAACUGCCGUAUCACAGUUCUGGGAAAGAAGCAUGCCUUAACGUUGUCCAAUCUCAAGAGGGAGGAUGCAGGAACUAUUGCCUUCCAAGCAGAAGCGGUACAUGUUUCUGGCAAACUGAUUGUCACAGAACCUCCUGCUAUGAUAUCCACGCCCAUUUUGGAUAUCAGUGUUCCUGACAAGGAGAAGGUUACUUUUGAAUGUGAAGUGUCCAGAACAAAUGCAGAUGUUAAAUGGUUCAAGGACGAUGUGGAACUUAAACCAGGGAAGAUCUUUGGUAUCCAUUCCUUGGGCCGAAAGCGCUCUUUGGUCAUCAACAAAUGCACACCUGAAGAUGCAGGCACUUACAUUUGUCGCACUACUGAUGAUAACACCUCUGCCAAGCUCACAGUUCAUGCCAGAGAAAUUAAGAUUGUUAAGAAGCUGGAGGAUGUGGAGGUGAUGGAGAAGGAGAGUGCUGCAUUUGUCUGUGAAAUCUCCCAUGAUGAAGUGGACUGCCAGUGGUACAAAGGAAGUACCAAACUCAAAGUCAGUGACAACAUCAAGAUGAGACAAGAGGGCAGAACUUAUGUACUGCUGUUUAGGUCUGUCACCCCAGAAGAUAUGGGUGAGAUUAAAUUCACAGCUGACAAGGCCUCUUCAACUGCAAAACUUAAAGUGAAAGAGCUGCCUGUCAAGUUUGUGAAGAGACUCAGGGAUAAGAUAGCGAUGUAUAAGCAUCGUGGUCAUCUUGAAUGCCAAGUGUCACGCGCCAGCGCAAAGGUGAAGUGGUACAAGAACAAGAUGGAGAUCAAACCCAGCAAGAAGUACGAGAUCAAAAGUGAAGAUGUGUACCGAAAACUUACAAUCAACGACGUGGACGAGCAUGACGAAGACACGUAUACCUGUGACGCCAUUGAUGAGAAGACAUCUUGUAAACUACUUGUGGAAGAGCAGUCCAUCAGCAUUGUGCGGGAGCUUAGUUCAGUUGAAGUGACAGAACCUUUUGCAGCUGUUUUUGAAGUUGAAAUCAGUAUGGAACUGGUAAAACCUCCUGCAUGGACUCUGAAUGGAGUUGCUGUGAAGGAGAGUGCAGAUGUUGAAAUGGAGAAGGAGGGCACUAUGCACCGUCUCACAUUCAAAAAGACCAAAGCAUCAAUGACAGGACCUGUGCAGUUCACAGCUGGAAAGAGCAAAUCUUUAGCCCAGCUCACAGUCAAAGAGCGUCCGCUUGAGAUUGCAGAGCCCAUCAAAGAUGUGAAGGCGAAGGAGAAAAGCUCAGCCAUACUCAGCUGCAAAUUCUCUGCCCCACCCAAAGAGCCGGUGAAGUGGUUCAAAGGUCAGGUACCCCUGACUGCAUCGGACAAGUAUAACAUUAAACAAGAUGCAACAAGGGCUCAACUUACCCUUCAAGGGUUGACUGAGGAAGACAGUGGAGAAUACACCUGUCAGUCCGGACCUGCUAAGACCAAAGGCGUACUUACAGUUGAAGUACGUGAAAUUAAGAUCACCAAGCACUUGACUGACACAGUGGUUGAUGAAGACUGCGAUGCAGUCUUCACAAGUGAGAUUAACUAUGCUGAUGAAGAGGUACAGUGGCUUCUGAAUGACAAGGUGCUCUUCACCAAUGAAGUCAACACCAUCACUCAUGAAGGGAAGGUUCACAAGCUCACACUGAAGAACUUGGCACCGCAGGAUGGGGGGGUUAUCACCUUUCAAGUCCGCAAGGUGAAAGAGUCUGUGACACUAGAGGUUAAAGAGAAGCGUGCUGUGUUCCUCAAGUCUCUAGAUGAUGUCAUUGGAGAGGAGAAAGGCAUGAUAACUCUAGCCUGUGAGGCGUCAAAGCCCAGGGUUUCUCCCACAUGGAGAAAAGAAGGCAAAGUGUUGAAGGCUGGACCAAAGUAUGAGCUCCUUCACACAGGCAAGUCUUUGGGUCUGAUCAUCAAGGACGUCACAAAAGAAGAUGCUGGAGACUAUAGUUGUGAUCUUGGAACUGAGGUUUCUAAAGCAAAGGUCACCGUAAGAGAGAUUGGCAUUGGAAUUACCAAAUGGCUGAAGUCAGCUGAAGUGAAUGAGGGAGAGACAUGUAGCUUUGAAUGCAUCUUAUCUCGUGAGAGCACAGAUGAGUGUUCCUGGACUCUCAAUGGCCAAACUAUUAAAAAUGGAGGCCGCUUCAAAGUCACCAGUAAAGGACGCAAGUACAUGCUGUCCAUUCAGGAUGUCACUCCUGCUGAUGCUGGAGAGGUGGUCUUCAACAUUAAAGACCUGAGCUCCAAAACAACAUUAACAGUCGAAGGCAAAGCUUCGUCUGUGUCCAAAGGACUGCAGAAUGUUAGUGUUGUUCAAGGGGAGGAUGCUUUAUUUACUUGUGAGGUUACACAGGCUAGUUACACUGUAAAAUGGGCGAAGGAAAGCAAAGCCAUCAAAAAGAGCCUGAAGUAUGACAUUAGUCAAGAGGGCAAGAUCAUGAAGUUGACCAUCCAUAAUGUCACUGCUGAAGACUCUGGAGAAUACAGCUGUGAAGUUGUUGGAGGUGCAACCACCAGAGCCAAGCUGGAGAUCAAGGAGCCAAUCCAUAAAUUCACAAAAGUACUGAAGGACAGCGAAGCGAAGGAGAAGAGCUCCGUAACCUUGCAGUGUGAAACCGCACAAACUCCGUCCAAUGUAAUAUGGCUUAAAGGUCACACAGAGCUCAAGGCUGGAGGCCUAUAUGAGAUGUCCCAGAAGGGGAGGGUCUUAACUCUCACCAUCAAACACCUGGAGGAGGAAGACACCGAUAUCUACACUUGUGACGUCGGCACUGCCAAGUGCAUGGCAAAGGUGACAGUCCAUGCUUUGCCUGCCAGUUUUAAAGAGGACCUCAAGAAUCAAGAGAAAAACACAGGGGAGACUGUGACGCUUUGCUGCAAGCUAUCAAAACCCGCGGCUGACGUUCAGUGGAAGAAAGGCUCAGAAAUUCUAAAAGCUGGAGAGAAGUACGAGAUGAAGCAAAAGGAGACGUCUUGUGAGCUCCAGAUUAAGAACUUGAAGAUUGAAGAUAGUGGAGAGUACUCUUGCGUGUGUGGGGACAACAAGACAUCUGCAACUGUAAAAGUCAAUGCAUUGCCGCCAACCUUCGUACAAAAGCUGGAGAGCCAGCAGGCUGAAGAGGGAGCUGACAUUACUCUGCGCUGUGAGAUCUCCGAACCUGGAGUCCCAGUGGAGUGGAAGAAGGGAACACAGGUCCUGAAGUCUGGAGAAAAGUAUCAGAUGAAGCAGAAGGCCUCUGUGAAUGAACUCCUGAUCAACAAAGUCGUGCCUGAAGACAGUGGAGACUACAGCUGUGUGUGUGGAGACCAGAAGACCACAGCCAGCCUCAACAUUAAGGCCCAACCAGUGACCUUCAAACAAAAGCUAGAGAGCCAGCAGGCUGAAGAGGGAGCUGACAUUACUCUGCGCUGUGAGAUCUCCAAACCUGGAGUCCCAGUGGAGUGGAAGAAGGGAACACAGGUCCUGAAGUCUGGAGAAAAGUAUCAGAUGAAGCAGAAGGCCUCUGUGAAUGAACUCCUGAUCAACAAGGUGGUGCCUGAAGACAGUGGAGACUACAGCUGUGUGUGUGGAGACCAGAAGACCACAGCCAGCCUCAACAUUAAGGCCCAACCAGUGACCUUCAAACUAAAGUUAGAGAGCCAGGAGGCUGAAGAGGGAGCUGACAUUACUCUGCGCUGUGAGAUCUCCAAACCUGGAGUCCCAGUGGAGUGGAAGAAAGGAACACAGGUCCUGAAGUCUGGAGAAAAGUAUCAGAUGAAGCAGAAGGCCUCUGUGAAUGAACUCUUAAUCAACAAGGUGGUGCCUGAAGACAGUGGAGACUACAGCUGUGUGUGUGGAGACCAGAAGACCACAGCCAGCCUCAACAUUAAGGCCCAACCAGUGACCUUCAAACAAAAGCUGGAGAGCCAGGAGGCUGAAGAGGGAGCUGACAUUACUCUGCGCUGUGAGAUCUCCAAACCUGGAGUCCCAGUGGAGUGGAAGAAAGGAACACAGGUCCUGAAGUCUGGAGAAAAGUAUCAGAUGAAGCAGAAGGCCUCUGUGAAUGAACUCCUGAUCAACAAGGUGGUGCCUGAAGACAGUGGAGACUACAGCUGUGUGUGUGGAGACCAGAAGACCACAGCCAGCCUCAACAUUAAGGCCCAACCAGUGACCUUCAAACAGAAGCUAGAGAGCCAGGAGGCUGAAGAGGGAGCUGACAUUACUCUGCGCUGUGAGAUCUCCAAACCUGGAGUCCCAGUGGAGUGGAAGAAGGGAACACAGGUCCUGAAGUCUGGAGAAAAGUAUCAGAUGAAGCAGAAGGCCUCUGUGAAUGAACUCCUGAUCAACAAAGUGGUGCCUGGAGACAGUGGAGACUACAGCUGUGUGUAUGGAGACCAGAAGACCACAGCCAGCCUCAACAUUAAGGCUUCCCCUUCAGCUACUAAAGUGGAAUCUAAGAGGCAGGAGACCAAAGAAACAAUGGAAGCCAAGACACCUGAAGCUCUGUCUGCUAAAGACAAGCACAAGAAGCAAGAGAUAAAAGAGACUGUGGAAGCAGUGACACUGCCAUCUACUGGACAGACUCCUGAACAACAGCUACUCAAACAGGAGAUUCAGAAAGAUUCUCAACAGCUUAAAGUUGGAGGUGAAGUUGAAAUGAUUGCUGCUGAAAUAGCUGCCAAACAAGAUACACAGAGGCAGCGGACCAAAGAGCCAAUAGAAGCCCAGCCUGUGCUUUUCAAAACACAGCUGCAGAACCUUGAAAGAGAGGCAGGGGAGAACGCUAGCCUUCGCUGCGAGACCACAAAGCCCGGAGCAAUUGUGGUUUGGAGGUGCGAUGACAGAGUACUGACAUCCAGCAGCAAAUAUCACCUGAAACAGGAAGGAACCGUAGUCGAGCUUGUCAUCUAUAAACUGCAGGGGGCUGACUCAGGAGAAUACUCCUGCGAUACAGGCAGCCAGAAGACUUCAGCUGUCCUCACUGUGCAGGAGGUUGAGGUUAACAUAGUGAAAUUCCUGGAGAGCUGUGUUGUAUACGAGGGAGAAGACGUCCGCUUUGAAUGUCUGGUUUCUCAUGAGGAGGCACCUCUUGCCCAGUGGAAACUCCAAGAUGUCCCACUACAAAAUAAUGAAAUGAACCUUAUCAAAACCGAAGGCCCGGUGCACAGCCUCACACUCAGAGGUGUCACCAAAGCGGACUCAGGAACAGUCACUUUCACAGUGGGUAACCACACUUCCACUGCUUCUCUCACAGUCAGAGCCGCACCUGUACUGUUCAAGAAGGAGCUGGAAAGUCAAGAGGCCACUGAAGGAGACAAGGCCACCCUGUCUUGUGAGACAUCCAACCCUGACCGCAAGGUGACCUGGCUGAAGGGCUCAACUGUGCUCACACAUGGAGACAAGUACAGUAUUGAGCAGAGAGCUACCACUCAUAUCCUGGACAUACACAAGCUGAAUCUGAAGGAUAGUGGAGAAUAUACCUGUGAUACAGGAGACAAGAGAAGCACUGCUACCCUGACUGUGAAAGAGCAUGUGCGCAUCCUCCGAGAACUCUGCGAUAUCACUGUGAUCACUGGGCAAGACGCUGUCUUUGAGGUUGAGUUGUCACACUCAGGCGUGACAAACGGGGAAUGGUGGCUCGGAGACAACCACCUCCAAAAUAACGACCUGAAUCAAAUGAGCAUCAAUGGCAGAGUGCACCGUUUAGCCCUAAAGAUGGUGACAACAGAUGAAUCAGGGGAUGUCGCCUUUGUACUGGGAGAAGAGAAGAGUGUGGCCUGUCUUCUGGUGGAGGAUAAACCCAAAGUGCUAAUACUAGAGAAGCCACACAACACAGUGGCGUUAGAGGGUGAAACUGCCACUCUGGCCUGCACCAUCUCUGACCCCAAGGCCACUCUCACCUGGAUCAGAAACAAUGUGGCCAUCAAAGCAGGUCUCAAGUAUGACCUCAGGAACAACGGAGCGUUCCACCAGCUUCAUAUCCACAACCUGGUGCCUGACGACUCAGGAACAUACACAUGUGACACUGGAGAUGCACAGUGUGAUGUCACCUUGACUGUGGAAGGUGCCCCAGUGUUCUUCCACGAAGAGCUCAAGAACCAGGAUGCCAUAGAGGGUGAUGAUAUUACCCUGCGCUGUAAGCUGUCUAAGCCAGCUGUUCGUGUUGAGUGGAGGAAAGGAGGCAUGGUCCUCCAGCCCAGUAAGAAAUAUGAGAUGAGGCAGGAAGGGUGCGUUCAAAAGCUCUGUAUAUGGAACCUGGAGCCUGAAGACAGUGGCUAUUACACCUGUGACGCAGGAGACCAGCUCACUACAGCUUCUUUGGCGGUGCAAGUGAAAGAAGUCUUCAUUGUGUGUGGUCUUAAGACCACCGACGUCUUUGUUGGGGAAUGGGCAACCUUCUCCUGCCAGCUGUCUGGUAGGGCACCAGGCAAGGUGCAGUGGUGGCUGGAUGGCACCUUGCUGGAAAACAGCUCCUUUAAUGAGAUAGGGAUGAGCCAGGGCCACAUCUACACACUCAUCCUAAAGAACCUGGCCACAGAUGACUCUGGCACUGUCAUGUUCAAAACUGGCAGUUUAACAUCAACAGCCAAGCUUUUAGUCAAAGAUCCCACAGUUGAAGUGGUGAACGAGAUGCAGGACCUUCGGGUGCUCGAAAACCAACCGGCUGAGUUCAUCUGCCAGUUCUCAAGGCCAGUCAAGGCUGAGUGGAAGAAAAAUGGGCAGCCAUUGCAGCCUGAUGGCCGAAGGGUGGUAGUGGAGCAGGACUGGAGUGUGGCUCGCUUGUACAUUAGCCAUGUGUCCUCUGAGGACAGGGGCACAUACUCCUGUGAGGCAGAGGGGACCUGCGUGGUCGCUUCACUUCAUGUGGAAGCCAAACCCAUUGACAUUGUCCAGGGCCUGGAGAAUAUAGAGACCUUUGAUGGAGGCGAAGCGUUGUUUGAGUGCGCCCUGUCUCGUCCUGAGGGCAAAGAUUUCCGCUGGCUUCUUGACGGAAAACCAGUGAAGGAAUCCCCCAAUGCUGAGAUUGUGACAUUUGAGAGUGGUCGUCGUCAUCUGCUUCUCUUGAAAGAGCUACGUAUGAAAGACAGUUGCACAGUGACUUUCAAAGCUGGCACAGCAUCCACAUCUGCCCAGCUCUCUGUCAAAGGCUGGCAGCUGGACGUUGUGAAGGGUCUGGAGGACAAGGUGGCUGCAGUGGGACAGAAGGUUGAGUUUUGUGUUGAGCUCACCGAGCCUGUCCCUGCAGCAGAAGUAGCCUGGUAUGCUAAUGGAGUUGAGAUCAAGUCCAGUGACCUCUGGGGUAUGAGGGUGGACGGCUGUUCAUAUCGCCUUGUCCUGAGACAGGCACCUCUUUUGCCACAGCAGGAAAUUACAUUUGCUGCAAGAGAUGCUCUCUCUUUGGCCAAACUCACCAUCAUCACUGUACCUGAUCCUCCAGAGGACCCUGAGGUCCUCAGUAAGACUAAACAGUCUGUCAGCCUCUCUUGGUUCACUCCUCUACACGAUGGAGGGAGUCCCAUUCUGGGCUACAGGGUGGAGAUGCGUCUGGUAGACAGUGCCCUCUGGCUCCCAUGUCAUUCUGAACUUGUGUGCAACACAGAGUUUCUGGUUGAAAAUCUUACCCCAGGGAGUGCCUACAGGUUUAGAGUGGCAGCCAUCAACAGCGCUGGGACUGGAGAGCCUGUUGAGUUGCCUCAGACUGUGCAGCUUGAGGCAGCCCCACAGCCACUUAUUAGCCCAGAUAAAGUGGCGAAACAGGUAGAGAGUGAGAUACUGGGGCAGCCCAGUCUGCCUCCAGAAGCUGCCGAAGAAGGUGAUCUCCAUGACCUGUGGGAGGAAUCAGCCAAGAAGCGACGCAUGAGUCGAGAGCCCACUCUGGAUUCCAUCUCUGAACAACCUGAAGAGGACAAAAAAGGUGAUAAAAAUAAAUCGGAACAGAAGGUGCAGAAGGAGUCAGAGAAAGUGGAAAUAAAAUCAACAGAGAAGGAGCAGGGCAUUGUGGCUAAGAAGCAGACAGAGUCCAAGUUGUACACCAGCUCCGAGGAUGAGUCUGGAUCUGGGGCCCCAUCACUUGUGUCCUACCUCAAGAAGAGCAGUAAGACUACUGUCACAGCCACCACCAACGAGGCAGAGGCUAUGACCACUGAGAGGUUCUUUAAACAUUUCCAGAUGGCAGAGGAGAGAACAGUGCAGCAGACUGUAGUGCAAACAACCACAGUUCAGCAGACGGAUAAAAAACAGGAGGCAACAGAGGAGACUGAAAUCAUAGAGAUCAGUAAAGAAGAUGAGCCUGAGCUCAGAGAGGCUGCUAUUAAGAUUCAAGCUGCCUUCAAGGGCUACAAAGCCCGCAAAGACAUGCGCCCUGUCUUUAAAGAGACCUUCAAAGACCAGACCAAAGAACCUAAUGGCACCAUACAUCUAGAAUGUAUGGCGGAAGGUAAACCUGAUAAGGUGCGGUGGCUGAAGGAUGGAGAACCACUGAUGGAUGGCAAGCACCACCAUAUCGAUAUCUACAAUGACGGUACUUGCUCACUGGUCAUCACUGCCAUCACCACAAAGGAUACCGGUGUUUACACAUGCGAGGUCACCAACAAGUUUGGAGUGUCUUCUCACAGUGGUAAGGUCACAGUGGGAACGGUGAGAGAAUCAUCUGGGCGACGACCGCUGACGGUGGGCUACAGCGCCGACAGCGAAGCUGAGAGCUCCUCAGGCAGCGAGAUGGACGAGUCACUGAGGCAGGCAAGCAGACGUCUCCGGCGCCUGCUGCGCACACGUCUCCCGCCAGAUGUCGAGGAAGAACCAUUCAUCAGCGCAGAUGAAGGAGACCUGCGUGCCCCAGAUCCUCACUCGUACCGGGAGGAUGACGAUUACAUCUACAUUCGCUUUGACUCACGGACAGAGGCUGAGGUUGCCUCUAAGAGGUUCCAGGAGAUGUUUACAGUCCAUGGGGUUCCUGUGGAGACCACCAUCUUGGAUGCAGAGCAUCUCAAAGUGGAGCUGCGAAUUAAAAAGAUGGGCUACACGCAAGAUGGCACACGGACCCCCACACAAGAUAGACAGCAUUCUGCAUUGGUGGCUGGAUCCCUGGCUGCGCCAGUCUUCUUGACAGAACUACAAAGUCAGGAUGUUCCAGACGGUUAUCCAGUCAGCUUUGACUGUGUCGUGAUUGGCAAGCCCCCUCCCACCGUUCGCUGGUAUAAAGAUGGCAAACUGCUGGAGGAGAAUGACCAUUACAUGAUCAACGAAGACCAGGAGGGCUGCCACCAACUCAUCAUUACCACUGUGCUGCCCACUGACAUGGGUGUUUAUCGUUGCACGGCUGAAAACAGCAGCGGCAUCGCAGCCACUAAGGCUGAACUCAGGGUUGACGUGUCUUGCAGCUCAGAUUAUGACACUGCUGCUGAUGCCACUGAGACAUCUUCCUAUAUCAGUGCCAAGGGCUACAUGUCUAGGGAAACUGAGACGUUUGAGUCUGUAGCUGAAGAUGAUCAACUACCACAAGUUGUGGAGGAGCUUCAUGAUGUUCAUGUCAGUCCAGGUUCACCUCUUGCUAAGAUGCAGCUCAAAGUAAAGGGCUUCCCCAAACCCAGAGUAUACUGGUUCAAAGAUGGCCACCCUGUGCGAUCUUCAGAUAGGAUUGUGCUGAAAGCAGAGAGAGAUGUCCAUUGCUUGGAGAUCCUGAAGGUAAAGAGAGAGGACAUGGGGGAGUACUCCGCCUACAUCAGCAAUGCGGCUGGUUCUGCUUACUCCUCUGCCCGACUGAUGGUCCUGAGUCCAGGAGAGAUUAUGCCUCAAGAUAAAAGAGACCCCAAGGAGCCCCUGGUGCCACCCCGCUUCCUUGAAAGGUUCAGCAACAGGAAGGUGAAACAAGGAGCCAGCAUCACUCUGUCUGUCAAAGUAGAAGGGUCUCCCACUCCUAUGGUCUCCUGGCUAAAGGAGGAGUCGAAGGUGGAAGAUGUGCUGUGGAUCAAGCCUGAUACCAAGGGAUACAAAAUAGCAAGCUCGGGGCGCCAGCACAGCCUCAUCUUGAUGGAUGUGGGCACAGAAUACACUGGAGCCUACACCUGUAUUGCAACAAACAGAGCAGGACAGUCCAUCUGCACUGCUCACCUCGAGGUCGAUGAGACACCACAACCAAAGAAAGAGACCAAACCCUCAGAGGUUCUUGGAAUUACAGUUAGUCCUCCAGAAGAAGAGGCUAGUACAAAAAAAGAGGGUAAACUGCCCUACCUAGGUGAAGUGGGUACAGAAGAAUUCCUCAUGAAACUCACCUCCCAGAUCACUGAAAUGGUAUCAGCAAAGUUUACACAAGACAGCUUACAGAAUCACGAAGUGCUCCAGUGGAUGAAAUCUUGGCCCAAAGCUACCACUUCAUUACGUGUACCAGGUGUUGACAGUGACGACGAGACCAAGACCCCUUCUGCAUCACCUCAUCACGGUCGCUCUCGUCCUCCCUCCCUUAUUGCUGACUCCUCCUCUGAGUCUGAUGAGGGGGAUGCCAGAGGAGAGAUGUUUGACAUCUAUGUUGCAACGGCUGACUACAACCCCACCAUAGCGAGCAAAGAAUCCAUCUCUCUUAAAGAGGGACAGUACGUUGAGGUUUUGGAUUCAGCUCAUCCACUCAAAUGGUUAGUCCGGACCAAACCCACCAAAACUACACCAUCCCGCCAAGGCUGGGUCUCACCUGCCUACCUGGACAAGAAACUCAAACUCUCUGCUGAUACGGGUGACCUCCCAGAGACAAGUGUAGAGGAGGUGUCUGAGGGUGAAUACAAGAGGAAAUUAUUCCAACUGAUCCAGGACCUGAUUAAUGGUGAAUCAGAGUUUGUAAAAGAGGUAGAGUUCUUUACCUCCCAUCACAUGAAGCAUGCCGACAGCCCCGAUGUACCGCCUGAUGUCAGCAGCCAGAAGGACGCCAUAUUCAGGAACAUCGAUGACAUCAAGUCCUUCCAUAGCAAGGCAUUCCUCCCGAAGUUGAGCGACUGUGACACAGACGAUGACGUAGCCAUGUGCUUCCUGAAGAACAAGGAGGGCUUUGAGAAGUACCUCCAGUAUCUUGUUGGUCAGGGUCAGGCUGAAUCUGCUGUCAGCGACAAGACUGUCCACCGCUUCUUCAAGGAGUACACAGAGAAAGUGCAAGCCAGUGCAGAUCCUGCAGAUCCCCCUGUACGCAGCAUCAACGCCAGCCUCCAACAACCACUGGAUAGGAUUCAGAAGUACAAGGCCAUCCUCAAGGAGCUCAUUCGAAACAAGGCAAGAAACGGCCAGAACUGCUGCCUACUGGAAGAAGCGUAUGCCAUGGUGUCUGCGCUCCCUCAGCGCUCUGAGAAUACACACCAUGUCUCCAUGAUCGAGAACUAUCCUGCUACGCUGGAAGUAUUAGGAGAGCCAAUUAGACAGGGACCCUUCCAAGUGUGGGAAGGGGCUCCAGGAAUUAGGUCGUCCACUAGAGGUCACCACCGCCACGUCUUCCUGUUUAAGAACUACUGCAUAAUCUGCAAACCCAAGAGAGACAGCAACACUGACACACAAACAUAUGUCUUUAAGAACAUGAUGAAGCUGAAUAACAUUGAUGUGAAUGAGACAGUGGAGGGUGACGACCGUGCCUUUGAGAUCUGGCAUGAACGUGAGGACUCUGUGAGGAAAUACACCUUGCAGGCCCGAACUGUUACCAUCAAGAACUCGUGGCUGAGAGACUUCAGAGAACUGCAGCAGCGAUACAGCAUGCCUGCAUGGAGUCCUCCUGACUUUGAUGAAAUUCUCGCAAACUGCACAGCAGAAUUGGGACAGACUGUUAAGCUGGCCUGCAAAGCCACUGGAGUACCCAAACCAACAGUCACUUGGUACAAGGACGGACGUGCUGUGGAGGCAGAUCCUCAUCACAUCAUUAUCGAGGACCCUGAUGGUUCCUGCACGCUGAUCUUGGAUAACAUGACAGCAGAUGAUUCUGGCCAGUACAUGUGCUUUGCCACAAGCUCAGCUGGGAAUGCCAGCACUCUUGGCAAGAUCACUGUUCAGGUGCCUCCUCGUUUUGUGAAUAAAAUGAGGAAUGCUGUAUUUGUUGCUGGUGAAGACACUCAGUUCACUUGCGUCAUACAGAGCGCUCCCACCCCCAAGAUCAGGUGGUUUAAAGAUGGCCGGCUGCUGACUGAUCAGGAAAAGUAUCAGACCUACAGUGAGCUCCGUAGUGGGGUUGUGGUGUUGGUAAUCAAAAACCUGACAGAGAGAGACCUGGGACACUAUGAGUGUGAGCUGUCCAACCGUCUGGGCACUGCCAAGUGUGCUGCUGAUUUAGUUCCAGCCUCUGCUUUGGCUCGCACUGGUGAGCAGGCCAUCACAAUUGAAGUGACUGAGCAGGAGACUAGAAUACCAAAGAAAACCAUCAUCAUUGAGGAAACUAUAACCACUGUGGUGAAGAAUCCACGCAUGAGGAGGCACAGGUCCCCCGGCUUAACACUUACAGGAGCCCACCGCUCAGAGACCUCCACCCCAGAGCCGCCCACAGCCAGGCCGAGGAGGAUGCCCACUCCAAGAAAGACCAUCCCGACCCUCUAUGUUACUGAACCCGCGGGCGCUGAAGCCAGGACCACAGAGAGCAAACCCAGGUGGAUUGAGGUAGAGGAGGUCAUCGAGUAUAAGGUCAAUAAAUCCCCCAGGCUGCCCAGGAGAAGAGGCUUCUCACCGGCAGGGUCUGAUCGUGCAGGAACUCCCUCCAGAGCCAAAAGGUCUCCACCGGAAAACCCAAACGCUAACAAUUCCAACAACAAGCUGGUAGAGCAGGCCCAGCUGCAGGGAGACGUCAGCAGCCAGCCGCUCCCCUGGGAGGAAGAGGAGGGUAAUGUCGCCUCCGGUUCUGUCUCUGGAAUCACCGCAGAGCCACAUGAGCUCUCAUCUGUCCUUACUCCAGCUGGAGAGGACAGCGACGACCUGGAUGAUCAACAAACUGUCAUCUUUGAGCCCGAUGAUGACGACGAUGAUCACAACUCAAUCAGAAAGCAGGAGCCUCAGAUUCUGACGCAAGGAGGCCGCGUCCUAACCCUCGAAGACUUGGAGGACUACGUCCCAGAAGAAGGAGAAACCUACGGCUCCUCCAACGCUCACAGCGCUGUUGCAGAAAAGCCCUGUGAGAUCUCCGUGCUGCAGAGGGAGAUCGGUGGGUCCACAGUGGGACAGCCGGUACUUCUCAACGUGGGGCAUCCUGAGGUGGUCCCCAGGCAGAGGAGCAGUUUCUUCAGUCGCUUCAGGGACCAUCUCUCCAGCAGCCUUUUCUCAUCUGCUGUCCCCCACGCAAGUGGAGCCCGAUCCAGGACAGAAAGGCACGUUCCAAUCCAAGUGAGCCACGCGAAGCUGGAAGUGAAGCCGUCGUACUGUUCAGAGGUGCAGAGAGUCAAGGGUGGGCCGCAGAGCUUUAAAACCAAAGUGUCAACUCAAACCUAUGGCUACACAUCAGUAGGCAACCCGGUCACUCUUCAGAUCAGUGAUAACGUUUAUCAGAGCCAGCAGUAAGAAACGAUUUUAAUUUGGUACCACAAAUCCUCUUAGUCUUAAAUGGGGACAUUUUUACUUACAUGACGAAUGAGACAUAUCCUAACCUGAAGUAUAUUUACUGCAUUUGACAAACCAUUCCAUUUUGAAGCUGCCCAUUAGAGAACAGGCUCAUCCUCUUGAGCCUUUUUCUUGACAAAUGGUCUCUUUGGACUAGGCGAGUUGGAAAAGAUGGAAGUAGAUUUAACUUUGUCACUAUAAAUCAGACCCAAACUGCUGUGUUACGAGUGCUUUAUGACACACUCAGUGUGUCGUACAAUGUACACAGUGGGCAGAAAUGAAUAAAUUAAGGUUUUCGCACGAAAUCAUGAACCUUGACCCACCAAUAUUAACUGAUUUAACCAUUAGUGGAGACGUGCUAAAUACAUUUGACGGUAUAUUUAGCUUGAUAUAUUUUACUUUUGUACCUUUCAAGAGAUGUUGCCUUUUGCACUUGUGCAGUGCCUUACGAUUCCUGGAGCAGCAAAUGUUGGGAGUUAAUGACUGUUAAUGAAGUCAUGUCUACAUGUUUCUACUUCAGUAUUUCUAUAACUUCUUCAUUUGAAUAUGCAACACUGAUUAUGUAAAAUGAACAAGACAUUGCUGACUGUUGUGGUAAAUCGAAGAUGUGCAGCCAAGUAAGAGUCAGUUUGGCAAAGUCAGACCUGUUUGACAUCAGGUCUCUGCAUUUGACUGCAUUUAUGUCAUUUAUUAUUGUGAAACAGACAAAUCUACUACUGUUACAGACAGCUCAGACUGUUAAUGCAGUGCAAUUACCUGUCAAGUCACAGGAUAUCGCAGGGAUAUGCAUAUGCAAGUGAUAGAUAUUUAGAAGAGUGACUGCAUGUAUUUGCUUUUCCAAAGCAGAUGUGUUCUUCCAGAGUAACCAGAGCUGUAAUGUUGUAUUUGACUGCGAGUAAACUUUAAUGCAAAGUACCUGAGCUCAGAGAGUUUACUACCUGUUUGAAAUGUGAGAUUACAGAAAUCCAGAAUAAGUUUGGUGGUGUUUGUGUUGUUUUUCAGGAUCUUUUAGUCGGUUGAAAAAGAUCAUGUUAUGUAUUAAUUUUAAAGCACUAACCAAUUGUAAUUGCUUGUACUGUACAUGUGUAGUUUUUGGAAACAUGUUUGAGUACUCUGUGUUCAACCAGAAUUAAAUAAAUGUACUGCAAAUAAUAGAUAUGGUCAGAUUCUUUCACAGCACACAUACAAAUAAUGAAAUUAAUAAUUCUUUUUUACAGUAUUGUAACAUUUAUUUAAGUUAAGAGAUAACAUAGUUGUACUGCUGGAUGUUUAAUGGAAUACAUAAAGAUAUUUUCCACAACAAGCACAUCUUAAUAAGAGGUGGUUAAAUGUUAAAACAGAAGACUGCAUGCGUCUCAAUGAGUGCGAUGUAACCUUUAAUUACUGUAUACACACUUCAAAAUGUAAAACUUUUAACAGUGGUGGGGAGAAAAACAAAUUACAGAUGGGUCAUAAAUAUCAGUCUCAGUUUUCAAGUAAAAGGAGAUUUGUGUGCUUGGUUCUAAGCAAUAUAACGUGCCAUUUAAUUUUCCUUUAAAGUUGAAAUCCUCUCCUUUAGUUGAGAAUCAAAACAGUCCACUCAAUGACACUUUACUAUACAGGUGAAGCUGCAACUUGAGACAGUAUAAAAGUUUUACAAAAUUACAACUGUAAAAUAAAUUGUUCUGUUAUAACCCCCCAAAAAAUAAAAAAAGCUAUAUUCUUAUUUAUUUUUCUAAGCAACAUUUCCUACCUCUACCACAGGAUUUAAUCCUGCUGAAACACAACAAUAUUUAUAGUUAACCAGAAAAACAAACUUUAAUGGAGAUAGCACAUUCUGUUCUCUAACGUAACUCACCGCCGCUAACCAAUAUAUCAAUAAAAGCUGGUUACACCCUCGAAAUACCAGUUUGAUCCACACGAUGGAACAAGUUAUGUUACUCCAUGUUCGUAUUAGGUGCCGAGGACAAAGCGGUUUGUGUUCAGUAAACUGCCUCCGACAGGACGUCCUGUACACAGGUUACAUAUCAAGUAAGCAUUAAUGGAGUAUCCUAAAAAUAGAAAUAUGGAAAGCGCUUCCUGUCAGUAAAAAAAAAAAAAAAUGUUCCACUUUACAGCACGUUGCCAUUUGGUGAUAACUACUUCUAAACACCUUGUAAAACCUACAUAUUCAUGUGACUGCUGAGGGAUGUCUGAGGUUCACAGACCACCAUCUGAGGGAAUGUUCACGGCUGGAAUGGAGGUCUGCGGUUUUGGUGAGGAGUGGCUGGAUGUGUCUUAAAAAAAAAAAAAAAAAAAAAAA